AUGUCGUCAGUAACAGCUCCACCACGCAUCCUCCAGACCGACACCAUCCCGUCCAGCAUGACUCUACCUCCGGCCACACCGACCCCUCUGAAGCGGAAGCCAUCAGUCAACUCCUCCCCUCCUCGGGAGUCUCCAAAGAGACCGCGCCUAGACUCACAAAGGCCGUCCACCGAGGAGACCCUACGGUCUACAAAGCACUACGCUGUCUAUUUCCACAACCUCCUCGAAGAACCAAGCACCACCAGACCCCAGCUCCUCAGUGCAUCCCCCGUCUUCGAGACCACCCAAAAGGCCAUGCGUGACCACGCUAUCCAAGCAAUCGAAGCGAACGUCCAAUGGGGUGCGACAAAGGAGCUCAGCACCAACCGACUCUACGAGAUCCUGGAUAGUAAGAACCAUGUCGUUCUACGCUACGAAAUGGACAUAGUCUUCCCCGCCGGUGAAGACGCAGAUGGUGUGAAGCAGUGGAGUCGCGCGAGCGAGCUGGACGCUUUGCCAGUACAGUACGGUCUGUGUGUUGAGUAUCUUAAUGACAACUACGACGAGGAAGAUCGAGCAGAGCGGUCCUUGGUAGUCACUUUUAGUAGUCUAGGCGAAGCCAAACACGCCAUGAAGAAGUCGGCGGCGGCGUACAUUGGCAGCUCCAGUGGAGUCAAGGUGUCCGAGAGGCGGAUUGAGAUGGUAGGGGAGGAGGGAGAGAUUCUUCGACGGUACAAGAUCGAAGAGGGGAGGAGAGAUGCCCAGGGUAGGUUUAUAAGGGAAGAAGACUUGGAUCUUGAGCUGAGCGGUGUAGAGUCGACGGUACCUGCCGACCUUUCAUCCGCGCCCGAGAGAUUGGAGUCGUCUGCACCGCCAUCUCCUCAGCCAAUUACUGCUCCAGCUAUUACUGCAGUCGUACGCCAAGCUACACCAAAAGUCGCAUCAAACAGUGCCGCUCCCGCAACUCCCGAACCAGAAGCUGCCCCAGGCACUCGCCGCCAGUCUGCUCGUAUUAAAGUCGAGACUCAGGCUGCUAAGGAUAUGAAAGAAGAGCAAGCCAAGAUCAAGGCCGACAACGAGACUCAGCCCAAACCAGAGGCUCCAGUCAAACCCAAGGCUCCAGCUAAGCCGAAAGCCGCAGCCAAACCGAAACCCCCAGCGAAAUCCAAGACCAAAACCCCAGCUCAAGAUCCAGUCGAUACAACCUCUCACUGCACCUGUGGCGGCCUUGACGACGGUAGUCUAAUGAUCGGCUGCGAUAACAACGCUUGUCCGAUCGGUUGGUAUCACGGACGUUGUAUCGGCAUCUCCAAGCCGAUUCCGAAGAAUAAAGAAUGGUAUUGUGCCAUGUGUACGAAAGAGAUGGAGAACAACAAGGAUACGGGUGUUGAAAUGGCACGUGCGAAGACGCCUGUGCAGAAGAGAGGUAGCGGCGGUGGCGUAAAGACAAAGGCGAAGGCGAAGGCGAAGGCGAGGAAGAGGAAGUAG
Molecule: messenger RNA, 1467 nt
Organism: Alternaria arbusti
Lineage: Eukaryota; Fungi; Ascomycota; Dothideomycetes; Pleosporales; Pleosporaceae
Exons: 1
Coding region: 1-1467 (488 amino acids)
Source: RefSeq, a predicted model, not a curated record